GUUCCUCUAUAAAUACCUCCAAAUAGCUGUUGUCCGAAAGUACUGUAUUAUAGCGCCCUUACAGUUGUAUGACAAGAACUCUACCAUCGGUUAACACUCGAACUAGCCAAGAAUCCCGACCAAUCCUUACCACGAUGGGAACCCCGCCAAACAUGACAGCGCUGGUCGUCCGCGUGACGGAUGGCCAACAACACCCAAAGCUGUCCAAAGAAGAGAUCCCCCGACCCUCUCCAGCCUCGAAUCAAGUGCUGGUAAAAUUGUCGCAUGCCGCACAAAACCCGACCGAUGUGCAAUCCUUUGACAGUAACGCCUUUGGUGAUGGAGCUGUUCUGGGAUGCGACUUUGUCGGUGAGGUUAUUGAGCUAGGUAGCGAUGUUGCGCGUCUAUCCAAAGGUGAUAUCGUUGCUGGCUUGGUCUGGGGAGGAGAGGUGAAAGGCCUCGGCGCAUACAGCCAGUACUGCCUAGCAGACGAGCGGAUCUCAUUCAAACUACCAACCAACAUCGACAUCUCGCGCGCAGAAGCCAGCACUAUUCCUCUCGCCGCAGCUACAGCCUGGCUAGCUCUCUUUUCCAAAGGCUGCCUUGCGCUCAACCGCAACCAGGCUAAGGGGACUAGAGUUCUGGUGUGGGGUGGUAGCUCAAGCGUCGGUUUAUAUACCAUCCAACUCGCCUCUCUCUGCGGCUUCGAAGUAGUGACGACAUGCAGCCCAAAGCACUUCAAUCUGGUAUGCGCCUCUGGCGCCAAGUAUGCCUUUGACUACAAAGACAAGGAUGUUGCUGAACAGAUCCGGGGACUGGCGCCGGGUCUACGCCAUGUCUUCGACACUAUCGGCAACGCGACUUCGUCUGCUACUGCUUCACGCGCACUUCAUCCCGGGCUUGGAAAUCUCUGCACUGUGCGUCCUGGAAAGGCUAAUACGAAGAACGUUGUCCCGGGCACGCGCGUCACGGAUGUGUUGGUUUGGACUGCUUUCCUCAAAGAUCACAGCUAUGGAGAGUUUAAGUGGCCUGCCUCGAAGGAUGACCACGAGCUCACCAGCGAGUUGUUCGAAAAGCUACCCGGAUGGUUGGAGAAAGGCAGCUUGAAACCAAAUACGCCGAAAUUACUCAAAGGAUUAGAUGCGGUGGCGGACGGAUUUCAGGAGUACAGAGACGGGAAGAUCUCAGCGUACAAGAUAGUUUACGAGCUUUGAGUCUACCAUGAGCUAUGAAAUUGACACUGCUCCCGUGAAUUGAUUAUUCUAACAUGGUACACAGCUGUCAUUAUCAAGCUCCAAGACCAUUAUGACCACCAAUAUGAAAUAACGAUUACGUUCCAUUCUUUCCAUUCAUAUAGAUCAUGCUUGAUUAUACUUUUGUUGUAAUUGGACAAAGUCCGACGCUUAGGGGAUACUAGAGUCGUGGAAUCACA
This is a messenger RNA of Aspergillus welwitschiae, 1411 nucleotides long. RefSeq names its product zinc-binding alcohol dehydrogenase family protein. Lineage: Eukaryota; Fungi; Ascomycota; Eurotiomycetes; Eurotiales; Aspergillaceae. The record is from RefSeq and is a predicted model, not a curated record. The transcript is spliced from 5 exons. Gene Ontology annotation, molecular function: oxidoreductase activity, acting on NAD(P)H. The coding region runs from base 69 to 1193 and encodes 374 amino acids.